Molecule: messenger RNA, 1266 nt
Organism: Octopus sinensis (East Asian common octopus)
Lineage: Eukaryota; Metazoa; Mollusca; Cephalopoda; Octopoda; Octopodidae
Product: calpain 11-like
Exons: 8
Coding region: 1-1266 (421 amino acids)
Biological process (GO): proteolysis
Cellular component (GO): cytoplasm
Molecular function (GO): calcium ion binding; calcium-dependent cysteine-type endopeptidase activity
Source: RefSeq, a predicted model, not a curated record
AUGCGGGAAUACAGAAGGCCGAAAGAAUUGUUGUCGCUCCCUGAUCAAGAUUAUUAUCAACUAAAAGAGGAAGCCAUUCGAAAUUCGUGGAAUUGUUGGAUGUUAGCGGCAGUGGGUUCCUUGACAAUACGAGAAGAACUAUUGAAAAAUGUCGUUUUGGCCAAUCAGAACUUCAGCGAUUCCGACUAUGCGGGGAUAUUUCGUUUUCGUUUCUGGCAUUUUGGAGAGUUUAAAGAGAUUGUUGUCGACGAUCGACUUCCUGUAACAGAAAAUGGAGAUCUUAUAUUUAUGAAAUCAAGAGACCGUGGAGAAUGUUGGUCGGCUCUCCUCGAAAAAGCAUAUGCCAAGGAAAUCAACUCGAAGGACAACUCUCAAAUGAUUUGCCUGGAGAGAAUAGGAAAAUAUAUCAAAAUGGUUCGUCUGAGGAACCCUUGGGGAGGCGUAGAGUGGAAUGGAGCCUGGAGUGAUGGUUCUCGAGAAUGGGACCUCAUUUCAAAAGAAGACAAACUGGAUCUCGGCCUUGUCUGCGACGAUGACGGGGAGUUUUGGUUUGGUUCUAUGAAAUGUCAUUUUAGGAUGGAUUGGCAUGAUUUUUCUGAUAAUUUUUCAAUUGUUGACGUUUGCAACCUUCAUCCGGAUUCUGGGUUGAGGUCAAGCAGCAAGACUUGGAGUUCUUUAGAAAUGAGAGGACAUUGGGAUAAACUAGCUGUAUCCUCUGAAAACCACAUGACAGAAAGUGUGAGUAACAUUUUCAGGAAAUACGCUAAACAUGACAUGGAAAUCGAUCGAACAGAGUUGUUUGAUCUCUUGAACAACAUAUUCAAGUCUGGUCGAUCGAGUCCUGUAUUCAGACAGCAUUAUGUUAACGAAAUUUUAUUAUAUUUCGACAAAGACUCCCGUGGGACUAUUGGAUUUGACGAGUUCAAAGAUCUCUGGAAUAUGUUGACUGAAGCUAAGAAAAAACAUUAUUUUAAUGCUCAAGUCGGCCAGGGUUUUUACAUCCGUCCUUUAAAAGCAAUAGGAAUCAGAUGCCAGGUAAUUUAUCCAAUAAGACUGCAGGAUGGACUGGUCGGUUUCAGGAGUUUGAGCUGUCGAGUCAUUGGGAACUGUAAAGUUUUUUUCACGUCACCCACAGAUGCCCUACUCAAUGUAUUUCUUGCUAUCGCAGUGGAUAAUUUGGCAAAUGCACAAGAGCUAACUGACGCACAAGAACAAGAAAAAGCAAUGAAAGAUGAAUUAGUUAUCUAUCGUUUGAUUAGUGAAUAG